Molecule: messenger RNA, 2837 nt
Organism: Priapulus caudatus
Lineage: Eukaryota; Metazoa; Priapulida; Priapulimorpha; Priapulimorphida; Priapulidae
Product: histone deacetylase complex subunit SAP18-like
Exons: 5
Coding region: 1-654 (217 amino acids)
Biological process (GO): negative regulation of DNA-templated transcription
Cellular component (GO): nucleus
Molecular function (GO): transcription factor binding; transcription corepressor activity
Source: RefSeq, a predicted model, not a curated record
AUGACAUUAGAAGUAGCGUUGUACAUUCAACUUGCCAUAACAUUUUACUUUGUAUGGAUACCUCUUCUAGCUGUACGUGCCUACUCCUCCUAUAGCCACUACGUGGUGAGAGGUGCUCCGCUGUGUAACAGUCGGAGAGCCUGGUUCUUAGAAAUAUUAGCCGCUUUCAUUGAGUCGUAUUUCUGGAGUGCAACGAUGGAGUCACUAAUUGUUGAAGAUAAAACCGAACCCACACCUCCCGUAGACAGAGAAAAGACGUGUCCACUGUUACUGAGAGUGUUUUGCAACACUGGCCGUCAUCACCCCCUGGGCGAAUAUGUGCGAGGAAAUGUUCCGUCAAAUGAACUGCAGAUAUACACAUGGAUGGAUGCAACACUGAAAGAACUUACUAGCCUUGUAAAGGAAGUAAAUCCAGAAGCCCGAAGAAAAGGGACGUACUUUGAUUUUGCCAUCAUCUACCCAAAUCCGACACGGCCUGGAUACAGAACAAAAGAAAUUGGGACAACCUGUUCAGGACAGAAAGGGGCGGAUGACAGUGUCACGCUGGCUUCCAAGCGCUUUCAAGUUGGUGACUAUCUCAGCAUUGCUAUCACACCCCCGUCCCGUGGUCCGCCAAGACGGAUGGAUCGAAUGGAUCGCAUGAGGCCCUAUUAGCCUCUAUACAUAUUCGAAGUGAACGCGAAACUUAAGCAGUCUAUUUAUAUUCCCUUUCAUUUGUUUACUUCACCACAUUAUUAGUACUGUGUCUGUCACACAUAAAUGUUGCAUGGUAAAUCAGGUAACAUUAACCGAAUCUAUAAAUAAUUGUACAGAUUGGUUACACCGAUCACACAUUGUGGUUUCAACGUAUUAAUGAUGUUUUGACCAUUUUAUGUAUGUUGGUUAGAAAUGGCUGUGCACCACUGGGUUAGAACAUGUACCACCUAUAAACAACAGGUGCUGCCAACUAAGCAAACAUUAUUUAAGCCAUUCCUUCAUAGUGUAGAACUACACUAUAACUUUCUGAAUACUAAUCUUAUUCAAUAUAUAGUAAGUAUUUUAUAUUUGCCAUUGUCUUCUAUUUUUAGGUGAAAUUGCAGGUGUACACCAAUGACAGUGUUAUCUGUCAUAGUAACGGUUUAAGCUGUUAUCUACUAGCUGGCAGCACAGCACUCGGUGGGGGCUUAUUGAAUUUUUACACGUUGAAAUAAUAGUAAAAAAGGUCUUCUGAAGCCUACAGCAUUUGUUACAAAUACGUAAACGGGGCCUCUCUUUUCUGUCUGAGAAUCGUGUCAUAGUUGAUUCUUUUGGUGCAAGGUUGCUACGUGACAUUUCUAAAAUAAUAUUUAGAUUACCGUUUUAAUUGCGAGUAUAAUAACAUGUUUUUUACUUCACCGUGAAUGUAGAUUUGUAAGUAAUGUUUUCUUUAAUGUCAUAACAGCUUGGUAAUACUGCUUUCACCUGGUCAUGCAUUCCAGUCAAAUUAAUAUAAUCCACUACACUAGUGUUUGGUGCUUGUGUUGUAAUGGAUAAGGUGGCUGUAAUGAAAUUUUUCUAUUGUGUUUGCCCCUACACCAUUCUCUUCAUAAUUGACAAGAGAUUACUUUGGGAUGGCACGGGACAUUCCAACGUAAAUUAUUUCCAAUAAAUAGGUCAGAGGAAGCUGUAUGUGAAUCAGUAGUAAUUCAGUAUGCCGCAAUAUGUAAUCUAACCAUUAUAACAGUUAUAUAUAGUACAACUAUGAGUUCCACAAGGAACAGCUGUCAAAUUGUUUUUUGUUGUCGUGAUGAGAAAUUCUAUUACCCACGUUAGUAUUUGCUCAUACUCCUUAAUUUGCUAAUAUAUUUCUAUUAUUUCCGGCAGCACACAGCUAAAAGUAAACCUAAUCAUAUUCAUAACCUAUUGGGAAAGGUGUUUUUAAUUAUGGUGCAGAUGCUCAGCCAAUAUACUCUGAAGCCAUUUUCAGAUAUCAAUAUAUAUUACUUAUCUCUGUACUACAUAGCACAUGCAGUAUUAUGAAAGGAUAAGUGUACGUGUAGUUUUUUAUGAAAAAAAAAUUGUGCAAAAAUUGAAAUGUUUUGACUUUGUGUUUGUGCAUGCUUUAGUUGUGUUAACAGCAUAACAGAGAGCUUUCUCCAUUUGUCAAUCUGAGAGCUAUUGUCAGGAACCUUGUAAGUAAUAAUUACAUCAUAAGUCGAGAAGGUCAUAAUUUUCAAGUAAAGUGUUGUGCAACAGUUGUGGCAUUUUAGACUAAUGAUAGUCAUAACAACUUAUCAUGUUUCUGACAACAGGCUUCCAGUCUCUAUUUGUCGUUUACUUUUCUGAUUACAUCUUUUUCUCCAACCGUUUUCGUGGUUGGAUGACUCAUGAUAAAGGGUUAAUAUUUUCCUGCAUGUAUGAAAUUCAGUACUCUGUAACAUCUGCCAAGUGUUGACAUUCCGUCUUUUUCUGAUGCUCGUUGUGGCUUGACUAUUUGUUUCUUUAACAAGGUUAAAACCUUACACCACCCACUUCGUGAUGUGUUUGUGUGGUUUGUAAUCAAUCGGUUAUUCGAUAAAUCGCCCACAAAAUGUAUAAUUAUUUCGUAGUCAAUGAUUUGCACUUGACAUGUACAUCAAAGUUUUCCAUGUUUUUUUUUAUAAAAUUAAAUUUAUUUUGUAAACAUUUACUGUUGACAGUAAUUCAUAACAGAGUUACAUGACAAACAUUAAACUAAAGGAUUUCAAUUGUACUGUUGAAAGAAAGAUUUUCUUACCCUAGUAAGAAUUUACAUGUUUCUCACACAUAUAUACCCGAAUGUACUUGCACAGCAAAUAGCAAGUAGGUAUACUACCUAAUACAAUGGAGUUUACAGUAUA